AUGCAUAAAAAGUUAAUCGACAUUGUUGAUAAGCCUGUUGUGACUGCUCCUGCUGAUCCAAACAACGCUGAAGCAAGUAAGGCUUAUGAUAAGUACUUGGAACAAUGUCUUACUGCUAAGUGUAUCAUCCUAGCAUCCAUGAGUCCUUAUCUUCGGAGGCAACAUGAGGAUAUGACUCCUCUUGAAAUCAUUGGACAUCUUAAGAAGAUGUACGGUGUACAAAGUAGAACAUCUAGAUUUCAGUUGUCUAAAACUUUGUUUAGGUCCUUGUUGAGUGUAAAUGAUCAAGUUGGACCUCAUGUUCUUAAGAUGAUUGAUCUCAUUGAACAACUUGAGAAGUUAGGAUGCACAAUUGGGAAAGAGAUUUCUCAAGAUUUGAUUUUACAAUCACUUCCUGAUUUGUUUUCACAAUUUGUUAUAAAUUUUAAUAUGAAUAAGAUGGAUAUUGAUUUUCAUGAAAUGCUUAACCCGUUGAUUGAUUAUGAGAAUCAAUUUUCCUCGGAAAAGAAGAAAGGAACUAUCAUGGUUGUUGGCAAGACCUUUAAGAAAAAGGUAAAAGGAAAGUUUAACUCAAAAAAGAAGCCUUAUGGACCUACGAGUGGUGUUAUCAAACCCAAGCACAAAAAAGGUCAAUGUCAAUCAGAUUAA
Molecule: messenger RNA, 648 nt
Organism: Lathyrus oleraceus (garden pea)
Lineage: Eukaryota; Viridiplantae; Streptophyta; Magnoliopsida; Fabales; Fabaceae
Exons: 1
Coding region: 1-648 (215 amino acids)
Source: RefSeq, a predicted model, not a curated record